AUGCCUCGGGUCAGCGUCAGGUGGACGGUGGUCCUGCUGCUGAUCCUCGGGGUCUUCGGCUCCUUCCUCUUCUGCGAGUAUCUCAUCUACUUCCCGGCCAUCCUGCAGUGCUCCUGGCCGAGGAGCAUCACCCAGGCUCCUCGGGACCCGGUGGACCCGGUGGACCCGGUGCGCGCCAUGGUGCUGUCGGACACGCACCUCCUGGGAGCCGUGGGGGGGCACUGGUUCGACAAGCUCAGGAGGGAAUGGCAGAUGGAGCGAGCGUUCCAGACCGCGCUGUGGCUGCUCAGGCCCGAGGUGGUCUUCAUCCUGGGGGACAUCUUCGACGAGGGCAAGUGGAGCUCCCAGCAGCACUGGGAGGAGGACGUGCGCCGCUUCCACAGGAUGUUCAGACACUCCACUGACACAGAACUGGUUGUACUCGUUGGGAACCACGACAUCGGGUUCCAUUAUGAGAUGGACUGGUUCAAGCUGCAGCGCUUCGAGAAGGUCUUCAACGCCUCGUCCACCAGGGUCGUCACCAAGAGGGGAGUGAACUUCCUGCUGGUGAACAGCGUGGCCCUGCACGGAGACGGCUGUCCCAUCUGCCAGUCGGUGGAGAAGGAGCUGAUCAAACUCUCCAGGGACCUGAACUGCUCUCUGCAGAGCUCGCAGCCCGGCAGCGGAGGGACGGACGGAUGUGAAGGUUCGCAGCUCUAUCCUCCCACGCCCCCCGUCAUGUUACAGCACUAUCCCCUGUUCAGGGUGAGCGACGCCGCCUGCACGGGACAGGACGCUGCACCGUCCGCAGAGCGCCACCUGCUGUUCCGAGAGAAGUACGACGUGCUGUCGAAGGAGGCCUCGCACAAGCUGCUGCAGUGGUUCAAGCCGCGCCUCAUCCUCAGCGGACACACCCACAGCGGAUGCGAGGUUCUCCACGACAACAAGUACCCAGAAGUCAGCGUGCCGUCCUUCAGCUGGAGGAACAGGAACAACCCCAGCUUCAUCCUGGCGUCGGUGUCACCGGGCAGCUACGCUCUGUCCAAGUGUUUCCUGCCGGAGGAGAGCACGGUGAUCGGCGUGUACUGCUCGGCCGGCGCCUGCAUGCUGCUGCUCUUCCUGGCGCACUGCCUGUGGAUGAAGGGCCUGCUGCAGUGCCUCAGCCUCUUCCUGCUGGGGAAGCACAAGUCUCUGUGA
Molecule: messenger RNA, 1176 nt
Organism: Limanda limanda (common dab)
Lineage: Eukaryota; Metazoa; Chordata; Actinopteri; Pleuronectiformes; Pleuronectidae
Gene: mppe1
Product: metallophosphoesterase 1
Exons: 9
Coding region: 1-1176 (391 amino acids)
Biological process (GO): endoplasmic reticulum to Golgi vesicle-mediated transport; GPI anchor biosynthetic process
Cellular component (GO): endoplasmic reticulum-Golgi intermediate compartment
Molecular function (GO): phosphoric diester hydrolase activity
Source: RefSeq, a predicted model, not a curated record